AGAACCGAGUUCGAUUGCCUCUGACUUCGUUUUUCAAACAGGUGGCAGGGAAUGUAGUCGAUCCCCGAUACCUAUAGUGAUUUCCUGGUCCACAGAAGCCAGAGGGAUCCUGCAAUAACGAUAAUAGAGUACGGGCUAUUUAAAUAGACAACAGUCGUAUUUUUCUGUCAUUCUUCAGUUAAAACAAACCUACUUAAACCAUAUUAUACAGGACUGUUAUUAUUUUGUAGUCAGUUAAAAUAGCAGUGGCUGCAGUGAUGUCUGCGUCGGCUGGCGGCGGUUCCUCUUACUCGGCCUCCCCGGGCUCAGCGCUCACAGGACCCGGCUCGGGCAUGACGAUGUUCCGCUGGUUGGAGGUCCUCGAGAAGGAGUUCGACAAGGCUUUCGUGGACGUGGAUCUGCUGCUUGGAGAGAUCGACCCAGAUCAGGCGGAUAUCACAUAUGAGGGCCGUCAGAAAAUGACCAGCCUAAGCUCCUGCUUCGCCCAGCUCUGCCACAAAGCGCAGACCAUUUUUCAGUUAAAUCACAAACUAGAGGCCCAGGUAGUAGACAUGAAGUCUGAGCUGUCCGAGGCACAGGGGGAGAAGAGUGUGUUUGAGAAGGAAGUCCAUGAUCAGUUGCUGCAGCUCCAUGCCAUCCAGCUGCAGCUCCAUUCUAAGACUGGGCAAAAUGUCGACUCAAGCUGCAUCAAAGCCAAGUUGUCUAUCCCAACUGUGGAGGAGAUGGAGAAAGAACUGGAGGCAAAUAAAAAAGAAAAGGUUAAGGAAGCAAAGCUGGAGUCUGAGGUGAAGCUACUGAAGAAGGAGAACGAAGCUCUUCGAAGGCAUAUUGCUGUUCUCCAAGCCGAGGUUUAUGGAGCCCGAUUAGCAGCUAAAUACCUUGAUAAAGAGCUGGCAGGAAGGGUGCAGCAGAUACAGCUGUUAGGCCGUGAUAUGAAAGGUCCGGCACAUGACAAAUUGUGGAAUCAGCUAGAAGCAGAAAUACACCUACACCGGCAUAAAACGGUCAUUAGGGCAUGUCGAGGUCGCAAUGACCCAAAAAGACCCACGCCUACUCCUGUUGGACACGACACAGACGCUUUAAAGAAGACUCAAGGUGUUGGACCAAUUAGGAAAGUCCUUUUGGCUAAAGAGGAUCACGAAGGACUUGGGAUUUCCAUUACAGGUGGUAAAGAACAUGGCGUUCCCAUUUUAAUAUCUGAGAUCCACCCCAGCCAGCCUGCUGAGCGCUGUGGGGGUUUGCAUGUAGGAGAUGCCAUUCUGGCUGUAAAUGGCAUCAACUUGAGGGACGCCAAGCACAAAGAAGCUGUAACCAUACUGUCUCAGCAGAGAGGCGAUAUUGAGUUUGAGGUGGUGUACGUGGCCCCGGAGGUGGACUCUGAUGAUGAAAACGUUGAGUAUGAAGACGACGGUGGCCAACGCUACCGCUUGUACCUUGAUGAGCUAGAAGAAGGGUCAACUUCCAACCAGAACAGCAGCAUUGGCAUUGGCGAUGCUGGGCCAUUGCAAGCCCCAGACAAGAACUCCGUGGAAAAUGGAGAUACAGAAAUCUCUAGUGAAACACCGUCAGAGGAGACUGCCCCCAAGCCUGCCGAGAGCUCUUCAUAGGCUGGGUACAGGAUGAAAGGAUUGUGAGGGGGGACAAAAAGAGACUUUGUACAGUAUGUGUGUUAAAUGACAGAGUUUUGUCAUUUAUGAGAAAGGACUGCAGUGGAGGCAAUGAGAGUCUGCAUGAUAAUUAGAAAAGGGGAAUUACAUUGCUAUGGUUGCCAUUGAUAUGAAUUGUAAACCAUACUGAAUGUACGUAACUCUCUGUUUUGCCAUAGCAGGGAAAAAAAAAUCCUAUGGUGAUAACAGCUGGUGAAAAAGAGACUUAGGGGUGGGGGUUGUUAUAAAUUAAAUUAUUAUCUGUAUUGAAGGCUACAUUUAGCUUGUUGCAGCUGACAUUACAAAUUAAUAAAAUAAGAUCCACACGCCCUGAUAAGAACUUGUCAGGACAGAGUAAGUUGAGACCUUAUCAGGGCAUGACUCUUAGCCAUGUGUUUCCUUCAUGUUCCAGGUUUAAAACUAGGGCUUCUGACAAACAACUUACAAAUAUUGUGGUUAGUAACUGGCCAGGUUCAUUCCAAUUCAAUUUAAUCAGUACACUGUUAACAGAAGGAGAUGAGUUACUGUUUUUCCCAUUGUUGUGCCUUUGACUGUAGUUGGGCAGCAGGGAUGUCUCUCCCGGAUAAGAACAAUCAACCCAAAAUUCAACAAGACAAGCAAAAGCCUCUCUCUGCAUUACCUUAUAUGUGUGUAUAUAGGUCAGUGUAGACACACACACACACAUGCAAAAGUGUAGAUGUUUCCUGCAUGUUCGCUCUCAAAUAUCUUGACACCUUUAAUUUUCAUGACGAUUAAGGGUUGCAAAGUUUUGCUGUAUUUAUUUGUGGUGUUACUCAUACAGACUUCUGUUCCAUUUUUACUUACAGUUUUCCUGUCUGUAAAUACAAAAUCACAUUAAAUACCAUGCAAGUAUAUUCAGGAACGAUUAUGCUUGUACUGUAAAACAUUAAUAGGAUCAGAAAUAUUUUACUGUAUGUGCUGUUCUGGAUUUUUCUGUAUGUUUUUCUGCUGCCAGGCAGCAAUACACAAAGUGUGAAGUCACAUGCGUCAUUUGAAUAACAAUGCUAACAUGUAGAACAAGCCAGUGCUGAGGAUGUAUUAUAGUUUGUGGCAGUAUGAAGUGAAAGAAGGAUGUUUUAACUAAUUUCUGGCAUUGCUGUCUCCUGUUAUGUGAAAAGUGCAAUGUAUUUAUUUAUUUUUUUUAAUAUGUCAAUAAUCUACACAGAAAAACAAAUGACUGUUUAUGGUACAGGGAUGCUGUGUUUUUUUGUUUGUUUUUUUAAUACAGGGAAAAGAGUGCUUCCAAUA
This is a messenger RNA of Acipenser ruthenus (sterlet), 2915 nucleotides long. RefSeq names its product Golgi-associated PDZ and coiled-coil motif-containing protein-like. The record is from RefSeq and is a predicted model, not a curated record. The transcript is spliced from 9 exons. Bases 258 to 1607 code for a protein of 449 amino acids. Gene Ontology annotation, biological process: negative regulation of protein localization to cell surface. Gene Ontology annotation, cellular component: Golgi apparatus; membrane; trans-Golgi network transport vesicle. Lineage: Eukaryota; Metazoa; Chordata; Actinopteri; Acipenseriformes; Acipenseridae. Gene Ontology annotation, molecular function: transmembrane transporter binding.